CACAACACCGUUGAGGUCAUAUCCGGUUUAUCUGGCGCUGUCAAGUUGUCACGUCAACUUGCUGCGACCGAAAGUUAAAGCGAAACAAACACGGACUCGAACUCUCGGGGACAGCGGAGUAAACUCCUCCAGUUCAGCGGCCGUCUGCUCCCGCUGAGAAUCGAACCAUGUUCUCUCUGUCAAUGACGGUCCAACCACAGGUGACGGUGCCUUUCAGCCACCUCAUCAACGUCCUCCACUCCCUGAAGAGCUCAGUGGGAAGCAGUAGCAGCUCCACCUGCAGCUCAAGGAAACACAAGGAGCAUGCCUCCGACUCACCACGACACUGUACAGAGCCUGUGUGGAACCUGCGGGAGCUUGGAUUAUCCGACCUGGGAACACAGCAGCUGGAUGAGCUCGUGAACGGUGUGUUACCACGCUUGAGCAUGCUGGAAGCCCCGCUUCCACUUGGCAGUCAGAUAGCCUGGAGGACGUCUCACCUCUCUUCACACUCCUUUUUCUUCAACAAGCAUGGGUUCUCAUGUAGUCCAAUUCCAAUGUCAGCCCAAGUUUUAUCCAGGCAGCAGCUUCCACCUUUUGAAUCUGUCUUCACAGAGCUACAACACUGGCCAGUGUUGGUCCAGAGCAGGGGCUUUAAAACAUUAAGGACCAAAACCAGACGACUGCAGUCAAACUAUGAGCGCCCCCUGGAAUCUGAGGGGUUCACACCGUCUUUUAUGAAGGGUUUCCUUUCACGUGACAAGGGGAUUGAAGUGGAAAGUUUAGACAUCCUGACGAAGAACAAGAACGUCCCGGAUGGACAACAGGAGUCUUUCAAGAGGGGCUUCGCUGAGGGUUUCCUGAAAGCUCAAGCCUUGACACAACGCACACAAGACUCUCUGAGGAGGACCCGUCUCAUCCUGCUGGUGCUGCUUCUGGUUGGGCUGUAUGGUAUCUCCAAGACCCCGUUCCUAUCGGUGCGGUUCCGAACCACAUCAGGCCUGGACUCUGCUCUGGACCCAGUUCAGAUCAAAAACGUGACAUUUGAACAUGUCAAAGGUGUAGAAGAGGCAAAGAAUGAACUGCAGGAUGUGGUGGAGUUCCUGAAAAGCCCACAGAAGUUCACAGCUUUGGGAGGAAAGCUGCCAAAAGGUGUUCUACUUGUCGGCCCUCCAGGGACUGGUAAGACCCUGCUGGCCAGAGCGGUGGCCGGAGAGGCAGAUGUGCCAUUCUAUUAUGCCUCUGGGUCAGAGUUUGAUGAGAUGUUCGUUGGAGUGGGAGCAAGCCGCAUCAGGAACCUUUUCAGGGAGGGUAAAGCCAAUGCUCCCUGUGUGAUCUUCAUUGAUGAGCUGGACAGUGUUGGUGGGAAAAGGGUUGAGUCUCCCAUGCACCCCUACUCCAGACAGACUAUCAACCAACUACUCGCUGAGAUGGAUGGGUUUAAACCAAAUGAAGGUGUGAUCAUCAUUGGAGCAACAAACUUCCCAGAGGCUUUGGAUAAUGCCCUGGUCCGCCCGGGACGUUUUGACAUGCAGGUGACUGUCCCCAAACCAGAUGUGAAAGGACGCACAGAGAUUAUCAACUGGUACCUGAAGAAGAUUAAAGUAGAUCCAGCUAUCGAGGCCAGUAUUAUUGCCCGGGGCACGGUCGGCUUCUCGGGCGCUGACCUGGAGAAUCUGGUCAACCAGGCGGCCCUGAAGGCAGCAGUGGAUGGCAAAGACAUGGUCUCUAUGAAGGAGUUGGAGUUUGCUAAAGACAAAAUCCUCAUGGGUCCUGAGAGGAGGAGUGCAGAAAUAGACCAGCAGAAUAAGCGCAUCACAGCGUUCCAUGAGUCAGGCCAUGCAAUCGUUGCUUACUACACCAAAGAUGCCAUGCCAAUCAACAAGGCUACUAUCAUGCCCAGGGGCCCAAGUCUGGGACAUGUGUCGAUGCUUCCAGAGAAUGAUCGCUGGAGUGAGACUCGCUCUCAGUUACUGGCCCAGAUGGACGUCAGUAUGGGUGGACGUGUGGCAGAGGAGAUUAUAUUUGGCCAGGAGUACAUCACAACAGGAGCAUCAAGUGACUUUGACAGUGCGACCAAGAUCGCUAAAAUGAUGGUGACCAGAUUUGGAAUGAGUGAAAAGUUGGGUGUGAUGACCUACACUGACAUGACACGGCAGAGCCCAGAGACACAAGCUGCUGUGGAGCAUGAAGUCAGGCUGAUACUGAAGGAGUCGUACGAGCGUGCUCGAGCCCUGCUGAAGUCUCAUGCCAAGGAGCACAGGAACCUGGCGGACGCUCUGCUCAUGUAUGAGACACUGGAUGCCAAAGAGAUCCAGCUAGUCCUGGAGGGCAAGAACCUGGAAGCGAGAUAAAAGCAGCAAGAAUAGCAACAAUCACAGGGAAGCAACAGGGAAGGGGGUCAUAUUUUACAAGCUCAGGCAUUAAGGAGGGAGGAAUGGACUCAGUUUUGGAAUAAUGAACCAUAGAAGUAUGAAGUCAAGUGCUCAUGUGGGACGCUGUCAUCUCUGCAUGCUGUCUGUCACCUUCAUUGAAUCUUAUCAAUAUUCCCAGACAAGUUGUUUAGUUUGAAAUUCAAACAUGACUUUCCUGUGUUCAGAGGUAAGCAGAUGUAUGAAGCACACGUUCAUUGUAUGUGGAGAAGGUCAAAUGUCCGAUUUUAAGGAUGUUGCUCAGGUCACUUUAUCAGCUGGUGUUAAGAAAUUCUACAUUGUGUAAAUAUGCACCUAAAAAAGUCUAUGGAUAUUUAAUUUGAUUAAAUUCUGUUCAGCAAGGUCUAUUUAGAUUCUCAUGUCAGUGGGAAAUGCUGAGCAUCAAAUACAAGUACCCCAAAGAGCUCCUUUAAAGCAACACCAUGUAACUUUUACUGAGCAACAGCGCCCUCUACAGCCACAUGUGCUAAGUAUGAGUAUGGUAUGUAUGAAUGAAGGCUCUGUGUCCAAGCGAUCAAGUGGUUUUCAUGUUGAGGAAAAAACAAAGUCUAACAACUGAAUGGUGGAUAUUCCUCAUGAUCCCCUGUUUCCUGAACCAGAAGAGCUGCCCUUGUAAUAAAUACACCCAACUCUGUUCAGAAUUCUUCAUAUUUUAAAAGUUUCCUCGCCUAAUAUUGGAGAUAAAUGCAGUUUUUUAAUGACAUCCAAGUCUUUUUAACUGAUCUACCGUUCGGCAUUACUCAUGAACUUGUGACUAUCAGUCAGGUUCACAUUCCUCACAGGAGAUGGUACCUGCUCAUCAAAGUAAGAUAGAGCAAGACCAGACUUUCAGGGAGAGGAGUGGGAAUGAAAGUGAAAAUUAGAAGCUGAUAUAUAAGGUUAUAAGUUACAUAGUGUUGCUUUAACUCAGUUGAUUAAUGUCAGGCUGUAUCUCCUACUUUAGCUUGUUUAAUUCUCAAGUCAGUACCUAGAACUGUAGUGAGUUUUCCAUCAAGUUCAUGGUGUCUGGGAUGUUUGAGAAGAUCAUACAUACAUUCAACUGUCCUGCUCUUUCCGUCGGCCCCCUGUUGCUGAAAGGUGGCCUUUUGGAGGAAUGUACUGUUAAGUGUAUAUUUUUUCCUUUUUGAAGUAGAAAGUGUAAAAAGAGAAAACCACAACGUCGCAGCACUUUGGGUAAGUGAACAAAAUCGAAAAACACGCUUGUGCUAUCCUCAUGUAAUUUAUUUUAUUCAUACUGUGUGUUCAGAACAAAGAAAGUUGCAAGAAAUAACAAAAGAAAACACUGCACUUAUGUAGACGUAGAGCAUCGGGAUUGGAAUCGUUAGGAUUUUAUACUUGUGGGGUUGGCCAGUUCUAUCAGUCGCAGUAUUGUGCAUUGCUGUCUUUGAACAAUGUGAAACAAACAUGAAGCUGUAAUGAGUAGAGACGUCCUUGAUUCUAAAUGUGACAUUUCAACACAGGUUGUGGGUAGAAACUUGCAGUUAUGUUUCUAUUAAAAUAUUGAAUGUCUUCAUUUUUAAAUGGAAUAGUUGAAGCAGCAGCAGUGUGUGUCAUCCUUCAUUUAACAUUGCAGAACAGGAAGUAUAUACAGUUAUCUGUUAUCACCACCAGCAUAUGUCAUUUUUAUUAUUGCACCUGAAAUAAAUAAAAACAAGCCAAAAGAAAUUACAA
Molecule: messenger RNA, 4082 nt
Organism: Hippoglossus stenolepis (Pacific halibut)
Lineage: Eukaryota; Metazoa; Chordata; Actinopteri; Pleuronectiformes; Pleuronectidae
Gene: yme1l1b
Product: YME1-like 1b
Exons: 18
Coding region: 168-2333 (721 amino acids)
Biological process (GO): protein quality control for misfolded or incompletely synthesized proteins; mitochondrion organization
Cellular component (GO): mitochondrial inner membrane
Molecular function (GO): metalloendopeptidase activity; ATP hydrolysis activity; ATP-dependent peptidase activity
Source: RefSeq, a predicted model, not a curated record